This is a messenger RNA of Gadus chalcogrammus (walleye pollock), 2109 nucleotides long. RefSeq names its product extracellular calcium-sensing receptor. The transcript has 6 exons. NCBI's taxonomy places the organism in Eukaryota, Metazoa, Chordata, Actinopteri, Gadiformes, Gadidae. Gene Ontology annotation, biological process: G protein-coupled receptor signaling pathway. Gene Ontology annotation, cellular component: membrane. Bases 1 to 2109 code for a protein of 702 amino acids. The record is from RefSeq and is a predicted model, not a curated record. Gene Ontology annotation, molecular function: G protein-coupled receptor activity.
AUGAUUGGGGGAAUUUUUCCUAUUUUGAAUAAACAAAUCAGCAGCAUGCCCACUUUUGAGAGAAAACCACUGAAUGUAAAAUGUGCAGGAUUUGAUUUGCGUGCUUUUCGGUGGACUCAAGUGAUGAUCUUUGCAAUCGAGGAAAUCAACAAUAGUCCAACAAUACUGCCUAACAUUUCUCUAGGCUAUAACAUCCUUAACUCAUGUGCCUCACCUACCAAUACACUACGUGCUGCGUUGACACUAGUGAGUAGGACAGAAAAGAAUGAAUCCACUUCUGCAUGUCGUCCGCCUCUGACUGCCCUGAUAGCAGAAUCAGGAUCAUCGCAGUCUUUAAUAUUGGCUGGGACCUUCGGGCCAUUUCAAGUUCCAAUAGUUAGUUACUUCUCAACGUGUGCCUGCCUGAGUAACAGAGCUAAAUAUCCAACCUUUUUCCGCACAAUCCCCAGUGAUUUCUUCCAAGCUAAAGCUUUGGCAGCGCUGGUCAAACGCUUCGGCUGGCAGUGGAUCGGGGCCAUUCAGUCCGACAAUGAUUAUGGGCGAAACGGGAUACUGGCCUUUAGGGAAGAGGUUGAAAAGAUGGGGGUUUGUAUUUCAUUCGUGGGAACGGUCCUGCGCACAUACAAAAGCGAUAAGAUCCUUGCUGUCGUCAAAAUGAUCAAACACUCAACUGUAAAAGUGAUCCUGGCUUUUGUUCCUGAGGGCGACCUUUACCCCCUGAUGAAAGAGAUUGUUAGGCAUAACAUCACCGGCAUUCAGUGGAUAGCGAGCGAGGCCUGGAUUACAGCGGCGCGUCCCUCCACACCUGAAAUGUAUCACUCUUUUGGCGGCUCGAUAGGAUUCGUGGUCCGAAAGAUGUCCAUUCCAAAGUUGGGACCUUUCCUAAUGGACCUUAGCCCUUACACAGGCCGAAGUUCUGCCUUUGUGAAUGAUUUCUGGGAGGUGGUGGUCAGUGAACGUCUACAGGGUAUUCAUUUUACCGACAUGUUUGGAGACACUGUGUUUUUCGACCAGAAUGGGGACCCCCCUGCGUCGUACGACAUUAUUAACUGGCAGAUGAGGGAAGGGAAGGUUCCAGAUUCAGUGUGCUCAAAUGUGUGUCCAGCGGGUACCAGGAAGGCUCAAAUUAAGGGACAGAGUAUCUGCUGUUUUGACUGCAUACCAUGUGCAGAAGGGGCCAUAGCUAAUUCAACAGGUGCAACUGACUGCACACCCUGUCUACGGGAAUACUGGUCCAAUGAGGGACGUGACGAGUGCCUUCUGAAAACCAUUGAGUACCUGUCCUAUCACGAGCCAAUGGGAAUAGCCUUGACAGUGGUGUCCCUGAUGGGGGCUGUUCUGUCUCUGUCAACUGUGUCCAUCUUCCUCUACCACAGAGAGACUCCUGUCAUAAAGGCCAGUAACUUUGACCUCAGCUGCCUCUUGUUGUUCUCACUCUUUCUUUGCUUCCUCUGCCCCCUCACCUUCAUCGGCAGGCCCACUGUUUGGACCUGCAUGUUGCGACACACGGCCUUCGGGGUAACCUUUGCCCUCUGCAUGUCCUGUGUUCUGGGGAAAACCAUUGUGGUAGUGAUGGCCUUCAAGGCCACGUUGCCUGGCAGUAUAGUGUCAGGGAAGUUUGGCCCUGCCCAGCAAAGACUAAUCGUUUGCUCAUGCACAUUGGUUCAGGUCGUUGUAUGCAUUUUAUGGCUGAGAUUCAACCCACCUUUUCCAGAUAUGGUGUUCAGGUAUAGCAAUACAAAGAUAGUGCUAGAAUGCAACCCCGGUUCUGAGACUGCAUACUAUGCUGUUUUAGGUUAUAUAGGAAUCCUUGCUGCAAUAUGUUUGGUUCUUGCAUUUCUGGCAAGGAAACUGCCUGAUAACUUCAAUGAGGCAAAGUUCAUCACCUUCAGCAUGUUGAUAUUCUGUGCCGUCUGGAUCACCUUCAUCCCUGCUUAUAUCAGCUCUCCAGGAAAGUUCACUGUAGCUGUAGAGAUCUUUGCUAUUUUGUCUUCUGCCUUUGGCUUGUUGAUCAGUAUUUUUGCACCUAAAUGUUACAUAAUAUUAAUUAAACCCGAGCAAAAUACAAAGAAACAUGUCAUAGGGAAAACUGUAAACAAUAAAGUCUGA